AUGACCACAAUGAAACUGCCUCAGCCGAUCCCGGAUCGCCUCAAGGAUAAAAUCGCGCUAAUCACUGGCGCUGCUGGCAACAUCGGCUUCGAGACAGCUCGCUGGUUUUUGUCCGAGGGUGCCAAAGUCGCUCUCAUCGAUAUUCAAGCGACCGCCUUGAACGACGCGCUAAAGAAGUUGGAAGAUUCCUUUCCUAGCACAGAAAUCACAGAGCGAAUUUUGACAAUACAAGCGGAUGUUACAGAUCAACCUGACGUAAAAAGAUUUGUGACACAGACCGCAGAGCAUUUUGGCGGCUUAGACAUUGCUUUUUUCUGUGCGGGAAUAUCGUAUUCAUCGACCAGUAUCUUAGACACCGAUGAUGAGUUAUGGGAUAAAAUAAUUAGAGUAAACACUCGAUCUGCCUUCCUAGGCAUCAAACAUGCCGGCAGCGUCAUGCGUGAUUCGGGAAAGGGGGGAAGCAUAAUCCUCGCUUCUUCAAUCGCCGGCCUGCGCGCUACACCAGGGCUGUGCGCAUAUUCCAGCGCCAAAUAUGCCCUACGGGGACUAUGUCAGACUGCGGCCGCCGAGUUGGGUCAAUACCAAAUCCGGGUAAACACCGUUCACCCGUGUGGUGUGAAUACGCCCAUGUUUCAAGCUACUUGGCCGCCGGAGAAGAUGCAACAAAUGCUGUCGACUGUGCCGUUGGGUAGGUGGGCGGAAGUCGAAGAUGUAGCUGCUCUUGUGUCUUUCUUGGCUAGUGGUGACUCGCAGUUCUUGACGGGAGGCGCGUUGAAGGUCGAUGGGGGAAUUGUUUCAUCGUGAUAGAUGUAUAGUAAUAGAUAAAACACAUUGCCUAGGA
Molecule: messenger RNA, 841 nt
Organism: Talaromyces stipitatus ATCC 10500
Lineage: Eukaryota; Fungi; Ascomycota; Eurotiomycetes; Eurotiales; Trichocomaceae
Product: short-chain dehydrogenase, putative
Exons: 2
Coding region: 1-804 (267 amino acids)
Molecular function (GO): oxidoreductase activity
Source: RefSeq, a predicted model, not a curated record